Molecule: messenger RNA, 1143 nt
Organism: Prunus armeniaca (apricot)
Lineage: Eukaryota; Viridiplantae; Streptophyta; Magnoliopsida; Rosales; Rosaceae
Source: the annotation of a GenBank genome assembly
AUGGGGACCCUUCUCAGGGUUGAGUGCUUCUCCUUCCCAAGAACUCUCCCAAUCCGUAAUCGUUUACUUCCCAAUAGAAAUCCAUCUGUCUCAGCCCUAAGAACAAGCCCACCUCCUGUGAGUGAACUUGCAGAAGAGGACGUUCUGCAGGCGUUCUUUAAGGAAAGACAGUUGAAUGGAGACCUUGUAUCAAAAGUUUCGGAUGUGUUUUGGCAGAAGGAAUUUACGAAAUCUGUUGUUGAUGCUGAUGAUGUUGGCCGAUUUGCUGACACUCCUCAACAAGCAGAGCAGGUUGCAGAAAAUGAUGCUGGUGGGUUUUUGAAAUUGUCAAGAACCAAUGAAUGGGUACUAGGUGACAUAUCUGCACCAAUAAAUAAAAAAGCCAUUGCUAAGGCCUUGCAGAAUGACAGUGAAAGAAGAAAGAAACUCAACCUUCUUCAAUAUGAAGCUCUACAGAGGGAGCUAAUGCUAUUAUCUAUUGGUAUUGGAACCGCAUGUACUGGGUAUUGUUUAAUAGCAUUAUCAUUCCAGGCUGCUGUCAGUUAUGCUACGGGAGUUGUUUUCAGUUGUUUGUACCUUAAACUCUUGUACCAGCAAGCAGACAAUAUAUCCAGAGAUGCAGUCCCUCAAAUUUUCAGGCAGAGGAAAACCAAGAAAAUUGGAAUAAGAAGCGAGGAUGUUGAGGAUUUUCUAGAGAAGUCAAUAAAGGGCUGUGGUAUUGCUCUUUCAUCUCCAAGGCUUGUAAUACCAGCAGCAAUAUAUGGAUUGUGGAUUCUGUCUCAUCAAUCUUUUGCCAGCGAUCUCUUUGAUUUCCAGCUUGUGCCAGCUAUGCUUGGGAUGUUUGUCUAUAAAGCUGCUGCUCUUUAUCAAGUUUAUAGAGAUAAUGAAGACUUACAGUUUAUCUUUCCAGAAAAUGAAGAAGGCUUGAAGUUAGUUUCUGAAAGUUAUACUAGUAGCUACCUUAUCCCUGUUUCUCUAGCAAGAUCUGUUCAAAAGCUAGUGGUUCAUGAUUUCGCAGUGAUCUUCAUUCCUGUAGUAAUCUUUCAAAGUGACGCAAGAGCGUACUGGAGGCUUGCUGAGGCCUUGCUGUGGAAAUCGAUCCCAACGUACAGAGAGGACGAAGAUGGUAUGAUCGAAACCUAG